Messenger RNA from Rhododendron vialii, 1314 nucleotides. Its product is annotated as probable 3-ketoacyl-CoA synthase 21. The record is from RefSeq and is a predicted model, not a curated record. The transcript has a single exon. Gene Ontology annotation, molecular function: acyltransferase activity, transferring groups other than amino-acyl groups. NCBI's taxonomy places the organism in Eukaryota, Viridiplantae, Streptophyta, Magnoliopsida, Ericales, Ericaceae. The coding region runs from base 1 to 1293 and encodes 430 amino acids. Gene Ontology annotation, biological process: fatty acid biosynthetic process. Gene Ontology annotation, cellular component: membrane.
AUGGUAGUCACUAUUGUCUCUGGUCUCUUCUAUCUUCUUCUCUACAAGAGGAAGGUAUCCAUUUACUUACUAGACUUCACUUGCUACCGCCCACCGGAUUCUCUCCGGGUACCCAUGUCCAUGUACCUAGAGCACCUCAUACACAACGGAUUCGACCCCGACGCCAUUUCUUUCCAGGUCAAGAUCCUAGCAAGAUCAGGGUUAAGCCAAGAGACCUGCAUUCCCCCUUCUCUCAGAGAACUACCCAUUACAAAAUCUCUCUCGUUCAGCAAAGAAGAGGCCACGACUGUUAUGUUCUCCGCGGUCACAGAAUUGUUAGAGAAGAACAAGAUAAACCCUAGAUCCAUAGACAUCUUAAUCACUAACAGUAGUGUGUAUUCUCCGACACCUUCUCUCUGUGCAAUGGUCAUCAAUGAAUUCAGAAUGAGAAGCAAUAUCUUGAGCUUUAACCUUUCGGGGAUGGGAUGUAGUGCCAGUUUAGUAUCCAUUGGUUUAGCAAAGGAUUUAUUGAAAGUUCAUCAGAACUCCCUUGCCCUGAUAGUGAGCAGUGAAUCUCUAAGCCAGAAUUGGUACACUGGAAAGAACCACUCGAUGUUGAUAGCAAAUUGUCUGUUUCGAAUGGGAGGUGCUGCAAUUCUAUUGUCUAGUAAAGAACAAGACAAGAAGAUCGCCAAAUAUCAACUUCAACAUGUCAUUCGAAUAAGCAGGGCGCAAGACGAUCAAUCUUAUGCUUGUAUUUUUCAAGAUGAAGACAGAGAAGAGAAAACAGGGAUAUCCAUAUCAAAGAGCAUACUGAAUGUUGCAGGGGAAGCACUAAAAGCAAACAUGGCUUCUUUGGGACCUCUGGUUUUGCCAUUUAGCGAGCAAUUUCGAUAUGGUCUAUCGGUUGUUUGCAAGAAGACAGGACUUUUAGGGAGGAGGAAAACCUACACGCCAAACUUCAAGAGGGUUUUCGAACAUUUCUGCAUACACCCAGGAGGAAAAGCUGUGCUUCUCGCGAUCCAGAAAGGUCUGAAACUUACAGAGGACGAGAUGGAGGCAUCAAAGAUGACACUUCAUAGGUUUGGAAAUACCUCGUCUUCUUCGAUUUGGUAUGAACUUAGCUAUACAGAAACCAAAGGGAGGAUGAAAAGGGGUAACAGAGUAUGGCAAAUUUGCCUCGGAGGUGGGUUCAAAAGCAAUAGUGCAGUGUGGAAAUGUCUUCACACUAUUGAGCCAGAGAAGGGCAAUGCUUGGAGUGAUAGGAUAGAUUCAUAUCCUGUAGAUAUACCUGAUGUUGUGGAGAUAGACUAAAAGAGAAGAAAAUUUCCCUUG